AUGAUGUCAUCAGAGGAGUACGAGGCGGACUGUUUUGGUUUGUACAGCGAUGAGAACAACGUGCUGCUGAAGGCAACCGAGCCGGAGACAACUUCCACCAAGCAGCAACAUCAGCCACAGUUACAACAGUUACAACAGCAACAGCAACAGCAACAGCAGCACCAUCAGCAACCACCGCCGAGCAGCAACGGUCACACGUCACCAAUACCCUUACAAGUCAACGGCGACGGCAGCGCGGCGAAUUGCGGCGAGAGCGCCAAGACUAAUACAAAUACAAAUACAGGCAGCCACAGUCACAGUUACAGCAACAGCAACAGCGGCCACACCAACACAGACGCAGACAAGGAGCAAGAGCGAGAGAAGGCGAAGGAGAAAGCGAACGAAGAGGAAGCCGAGUCCGACGAUUCCGACGACGACGUCGUGGUUGUGCUCGAAGGCUGCGAAGGCAACGCCAGCAGCAGCAGCAGCAGCGCCAGCAACAGCAGCAGCAACAGCAACGCCAGCAGCAACAACCAUAAGGCAGCGGCCACGACGACGACGACGGCGACGACGGCGAACCAUUGUAAUCGCAGUGGCGGCAGCAGUCGCAGUCAUCGCAGCGCUCGCAGUAGUCGGCAAAUCAGUCAGUCAACGGCCGUCGGCAAGACAACAACGUGCGCGGCUAAAAAACCAACAGCAGCAGCACAGGCGACAGGCAAGAACACGAACGUUAACUCGCACUGGCACUUGCACUCAAACUCAAACUCGAAUUCGAACUCGAACGUGAACGUGAAUUCAAACGGUAGCGGAAACGGAAACGCGAACAGUAAAGUGAAUCGUCGUUCGCGCCAAAGAUCCUUGAGCAAAGACAUUAACAAUCAGCCAGCGAGCAGCAAUAGCAACUGCAAUAGCAAUAGCAACAGUAGCAACAACAGCAACAACAGUAACAACAGCAGCAACAGCAACGGCGGAGCAACGGCAACCGCUGCUGGCUUCAUGAGUAGCGCUGCCGCGGCUGCUGCGGGUGCCGCUGGUGGAGGAGCCCUGUUCCAACCACAAUCGGUCAGCACGGCCAACAACAGUAGUAGCAACAACAAUAAUAAUAUAAACAAUACAAACACACCGGCUACUAUUGCCACCCACUCGCCCACGAGCAAUUCACCAGUUUCGGGCGCCAGUUCGGCAUCGUCCUUGUUGACGGCCGCCUUUGGCAACCUGUUUGGUGGCUCCUCGGCCAAGAUGCUGAACGAGCUGUUCGGCCGCCAGAUGAAGCAGGCCCAGGACGCAACGAGUGGCCUGCCCCAGAGUUUGGACAACGCCAUGCUGGCCGCCGCCAUGGAGACGGCCACCAGUGCCGAGCUGCUCAUCGGCAGCCUCAAUUCCACGUCCAAGUUGCUGCAGCAGCAGCAGCAGCACAACAACAACAGCAUUGCUCCCGCGAACAGCAGCACGCCCAUGAGCAAUGGCACAAACGCAUCGAUCUCGCCGGGAUCGGCACACAGUUCCAGUCACUCGCACCAGGGUGUCUCGCCCAAGGGUAGUCGCCGGGUAUCGGCCUGCAGUGAUCGCUCCUUGGAGGCGGCAGCGGCCGAUGUUGCUGGUGGCUCGCCGCCACGAGCGGCAUCGGUCAGCUCGCUGAACGGCGGAGCCAGCAGUGGGGAGCAGCACCAGUCGCAGUUGCAACACGACCUGGUGGCGCAUCACAUGCUGCGCAAUAUACUGCAGGGCAAGAAGGAGCUGAUGCAGCUGGAUCAGGAGCUGCGCACCGCCAUGCAGCAGCAGCAGCAGCAACAGCAGCUGCAGGAGAAGGAGCAGCUGCACUCCAAGCUCAACAACAAUAAUAACAACAACAUUGCUGCCACCGCCAACAACAAUAACAACAACACCAUGGAGAGCAUCAAUCUGAUCGACGACUCGGAAAUGGCCGACAUCAAGAUCAAGAGUGAGCCCCAAACGGCUCCGCAGCCCCAGCAAUCGCCGCACGGCAGCAGCCACAGCAGCCGGAGUGGGAGUGGCAGUGGCAGCCACAGCAGCAUGGCCAGCGAUGGCAGUCUGCGACGCAAGUCCUCCGACUCCCUGGACAGCCACGGGGCGCAGGACGAGGCUCAGGACGAGGAAGAUGCCGCGCCCAAUGGCCAGAGAUCCGAGAGCAGGGCUCCGGAGGAGCCACAGCUGCCCACCAAGAAGGAGUCCGUGGACGAUAUGCUGGACGAGGUGGAGCUCCUGGGCCUGCACUCGCGCGGCUCCGAUAUGGAGAGCCUCGCCUCGCCCAGUCACUCGGACAUGAUGCUGCUGGACAAGGACGAUGUCCUGGACGAGGACGACGACGAUGACUGCGUGGAGCAGAAAACAUCCGGCAGCGGAUGUCUCAAGAAACCCGGCAUGGACUUGAAGCGCGCUCGCGUCGAGAACAUUGUAUCGGGAAUGCGAUGCAGUCCAUCCUCCGGAUUAGUGCAAGCAGGACAACUGCAGGUAAAUGGCUGCAAGAAGCGCAAGCUCUACCAGCCCCAGCAACACGCCAUGGAGCGCUAUGUGGCCGCCGCAGCUGGUCUGAACUUCGGCCUAAACUUACAGAGCAUGAUGCUCGACCAGGACGAUAGUGAGUCCAAUGAGCUGGAGUCCCCGCAGAUCCAACAGAAGCGUGUGGAGAAGAAUGCCCUCAAGUCCCAGUUGCGAUCCAUGCAGGAGCAGCUCGCGGAGAUGCAGCAGAAAUAUGUGCAGCUGUGCUCGCGCAUGGAGCAGGAAUCCGAGUGCCAGGAACUUGACCAGGACCAGGAUGUGGAACAAGAACAAGAGCCGGACAAUGGCAGCAGCGAUCACAUCGAGCUGUCGCCCUCGCCCACUUUGACCGGCGAUGGUGACGCCAGUCCCAACCACAAGGAGGAAACUGGACAGGAACGACCCGGUUCCAGCUCGCCCUCACCAUCGCCCCUGAAGCCCAAGACAUCGCUGGGCGAGAGCAGCGACUCGGGCGCCAACAUGCUGUCCCAGAUGAUGAGCAAGAUGAUGUCCGGCAAGCUGCACAAUCCGCUGGUGGGCGUGGCUCAUCCCGCCCUGCCCCAAGGAUUCCCUCCACUGCUGCAGCACAUGGGCGACAUGUCGCACGCGGCCGCCAUGUACCAGCAGUUCUUCUUCGAGCAGGAGGCGCGCAUGGCCAAGGAAGCCGCCGAGCAGCAGCAACAGCAGCAGCAACAGCAACAACAGCAGCAGCAGCAACAGCAGCAGGAGCAACAGCGACGCUUCGAGCAGGAGCAACAGGAGCAGCAGCGCCGCAAGGAGGAGCAGCAACAGCAGAUCCAGCGCCAGCAGCAGCACCUGCAACAGCUGCAGCAGCAGCAGAUGGAGCAGCAACAUGUGGCCACUGCCGCCCCCAGGCCGCAGAUGCACCACCCGGCGCCCGCCCGCCUCCCCACACGAAUGGGCGGGGCUGCUGCCCACACGGCCCUCAAGUCCGAGCUGUCGGAAAAGUUCCAAAUGCUGCGCGCCAGCAACAACAGCUCAAUGAUGCGCAUGUCGGGCACGGACCUGGAGGGACUGGCCGAUGUGCUCAAGUCCGAGAUCACCACCUCGCUGUCCGCCCUGGUGGACACCAUUGUGACGCGCUUCGUCCACCAACGGCGGCUGUUCAGCAAGCAGGCGGACUCCGUGACCGCGGCUGCCGAGCAGCUGAACAAGGACCUGCUGCUGGCUUCGCAGAUCCUCGACCGGAAAUCGCCGCGCACCAAGGUGGCGGACAGGCCCCAGAACGGACCCACGCCCGCAACACAAUCAGGUAAUAAUGGUUCACUACUCCUAGCUAAUAGUCAAAUGCCCUCCCAAACGCCCGCGAGCGGGGCGAGUGCGCAGCAGCAACAGCAGCAGAAUGCACAGCAGCAGCAGCAGCAGCAUCAGGGCUCGCAGCAGCAGCAACAGAAUGUGGUGCAGCAGCAGAGUGUGGCGCAGCAGCAGCACAUGCAGCAGCAGCAACAGCAGCAGUCGCAUCCAUUGCUGCCGCCCAACUGCCAACAGUUGAUCUCCGCCCCCCGCCUAAAUGGCAGUCAGUUAUCCUUCGCAUCGCCCGCCGCUGCUGCAGCCGCUGCCAUGGGUCUGCAGAUGCACCAUGCCGCCGCAGCAGCAGCAAUGUCCGCCCAGCAGCAGCAGCAGCAACAGUCGGGGGAUCCCGGCGCGAAUACUAACCCCAACAGCGGGCCAGCGAACCCCACUAACAGUAGCUUAAGUACCCUUAAUAUACCGCCACCUCACAUUCGUCCUUCGCCCACAGCGGCUGCCAUGUUCCAGGCGCCCAAAACGCCACAGGGCAUGAAUCCGGUGGCCGCCGCCGCGCUCUACAACUCGAUGACCGGACCCUUCUGCCUGCCGCCCGAUCAGCAGCAGCAGCAACAGACCGCCCAGCAGCAACAGUCCGCCCAGCAGCAGCAGCAGAGCUCGCAGCAGACGCAGCAGCAGCUGGAGCAGAACGAGGCCCUCAGCCUGGUGGUGACACCCAAGAAGAAGCGCCACAAGGUGACCGACACGCGCAUCACGCCGCGCACCGUCAGCCGCAUCCUUGCCCAGGAUGGCGUGGUGCCGCCCACCGGAGGCCUGCCGUCUACCCCGCAGCAGCAGCAACAGCAGCAGCAGCAACAGCAACAGCAGCAGCAACAACAGCAACAGCAGCAGCAACAGGCGUCGAAUGGCGGCAACAGCAAUGCCACGCCCGCCCAAAGUCCGACAAGGAGCAGCGGAGGAGCCGCAUACCACCCGCAACCGCCGCCACCACCACCACCCAUGAUGCCCGUGUCCUUGCCCACCUCCGUGGCCAUACCAAAUCCCUCGCUGCACGAGUCCAAGGUCUUCUCGCCGUACUCGCCGUUCUUCAAUCCGCACGCAGCCGCUGGCCAGCCAACGGCGGCCCAGCUCCAUCAGCACCACCAGCAGCACCACCCGCACCACCAGUCCAUGCAGCUGUCCUCGAGUCCGCCGGGCAGCUUGGGCGCUCUGAUGGACUCGCGCGACUCGCCGCCGCUGCCCCACCCGCCGUCGAUGCUCCAUCCCGCCCUGCUGGCCGCCGCCCACCACGGCGGAUCGCCGGACUACAAGACCUGCCUGCGGGCCGUCAUGGACGCCCAGGAUCGCCAGUCCGAGUGCAACUCGGCCGACAUGCAGUUCGAUGGCAUGGCUCCUACUUCUUCUACAUUGACACCGAUGCACCUGCGCAAGGCCAAGCUGAUGUUCUUCUGGGUGCGCUAUCCCAGCUCCGCGGUGCUCAAGAUGUACUUCCCGGACAUCAAGUUCAACAAGAACAACACAGCACAAUUGGUGAAAUGGUUCUCAAACUUCCGAGAAUUCUACUACAUACAAAUGGAGAAAUAUGCACGACAAGCUGUCACCGAAGGCAUCAAGACACCCGAUGAUCUGUUGAUUGCUGGAGAUAGUGAAUUGUAUCGCGUGCUCAAUUUGCACUACAAUCGCAAUAACCACAUUGAGGUACCCCAGAAUUUCCGCUUCGUGGUCGAAUCGACUCUGCGGGAGUUCUUCCGUGCAAUACAGGGUGGCAAAGACACCGAGCAGUCGUGGAAGAAGUCCAUAUACAAGAUCAUCUCGCGCAUGGACGAUCCCGUGCCCGAGUACUUCAAGUCGCCCAAUUUUUUAGAGCAGCUGGAAUAAGUGGAGGAGUUGGCGCUGCCGACGCUGCCAUUGCCGCACCCACUGGGAAUGCCACCGCCCAUCAGUCCGGCCUCCAUCUCCACCACCUGCAGCACCGCUACCACCACCAACUCCAGGCCCGGCAGCAGCCAUCCGAAGGCGAGGCGCAGGCCAAAGCUAAAAGGCUAAACCUGCGCAGGAAACACGACUGGAUAUGACCAGCUACCAGCUACCCAGCAAUAAAAUCGAGGAUAAACACGAGUAUCCACACACAGGGCAGAAACUUAGACAUAGCUGAGAGAUAUGCAAAAGCACACGAGUCGAAAACGCGUUUAGAAAACACAUUGAGCAAAAUAUUUUUUCAAAAAUUUCCAAAACCACACAACUAAACACACACACACACAUACAAUUACAACACACAUGAACCUCAGCAAAAGAGCGACAAGAACAUGAAGCAUGUGGGCCACGGAUAUGCAAGUCCGGUGGGCCAAUUGAGCAAAACCAAAACUUAACAUAGAGCAGCAAGUCUUAAUCUAAUAAUGUGAAAUAGUGCAAAUUGAAAGAAAACCUGAGCCACACACCUGAGAACACCCACACACCGAGCGUAAUUUACAGGCAGUGUAAACUGUACUCGCCGUUGGUUUGUUAGUUGAAAUUUUUUUGAAAAUAUUUACAGCAGAUUACGUAUACGUAUGAAUAUUUAACAAAUAGUUGAGCCGUCUAAUGAUCUACCGAAAGUUGACACACAUUCCACAAGGAAAUACCUACACAAUAACCACACGCAUUCCACGCACACACACACACACACAGAAACACACACGCUCGCAUCGGUACAAAGUGUGUGUUCAUUUGAAAGCGAGAGAGAGAGAAAAUCGCUCGGCCAAACGGAAAUGGUUUUUAUCGCACUGCUUGGCCGACCGACUUUCCGGUAAGCAGUUUCCCCGCCCAGUUGCGCACUGCUUUACAAAAGCAGGCGCAGCUCCGACGGCCGGAAAUCGGGAAUUAAUCUUAAAAGUUUAAAAGUCACCCGAUCACUAAGGUUGCUACUUCCCUAUAUCCCCCAUUUAAGCGCUAAGCAUAUAUUCGAUGUCUAUUAAGCGAAACUAAAAGCAAAAAACUAUAAAAAAAAAGUUAAGAAAUUUGCGAAAACUAUUUAGAUUUUUAAUGAGAGAGCCAGAGUUAUUUGUACGAACAGCGGGCGUUAGGGUAGUUAAAUUUACCAUCUUAUCUUUUACAAUACGUUAUGCGAACCUUCGACCAAAGUUAAUUGUUAACAUGAAUCCCUUGAAUACGAUUUAUUUUUAAUCAAUUCUUUUCCUUUAGUGCCCCACAUUUGAGCACGCAUCUUAAUUUUAUAGAAUAAUCGACAAACACACAAAAAACACACCACAAACAAAACACACACACACACUAGUCUGUUAUUUAUGUAAAUAAUUUAUACGUUUAGUUAAGUUAACGUUUAGUUUAAUUAAUUUACUUUACUUGGCCUUGAGUUGCAACAAAACAAAAUAUACACAAAACACCAAAAAUACCAAUUAAAAAUAUGGUUUUUUCUUACUCCUCAUUUUAAGAAUAUAUAUGUAUAUCUUAAUGGCCCCCAUAUCUGGCUGGCUGAGAUCGAUCAUGCACUUCUCACUCAUCAGCACAGCAGACACAGCAUGGAAAGUGGGCGGGUUUAGAGGGAUAUGUUUGCCUGCUCUCCGUCCGGCGACUUUUGGGGCUGGGGCGGGCAAACCCUGUUGUUCCUGCAGCUGCAAUAACUCAUCACCGAUUGCAACUGCAAAGCGACAACAGCAACAACAUCAUUAACUGCAUGCACAACAUUUGAAUAUUUGGCACAGACUAAAUCAUAUUCCUCGAACGAAACGAACGCAGCGAAAUCGACCAUUUCGGCCCAACAAUUGCUCCGAGGAGCUCCAUCAGCCAGCCAGCCAGCCAGUCAGUCUGUCUGUCAGUUACUAAGUCAGUUAGUCAGUUACUAAGUUAGCCAGCCCCGCACCCUAGCGCCCUCUGGUGGGAGUUUAGAUUAGAUGGAUGGGAACACCGCCACAAGGAGCAGACGAGAUCGCACCACAGCAAACCUUUCGGCCACAACAAUGAUCACGAAAUUAUUGAACAAUAGUUGAAUUUUAGCUAAAACUAAAUUGAAACGAACUAAGCGAGUUUUUUAGGCUAAACCAGAGUUCCCAUGGGGAAUGUGAGCUAAAUUUGAUUGCACUUUGGCGUCACUAUGACAAAAUUAGUCGCGUUUAAGACGGUGAGUUUCCUAAUCCGAGAAGCGAGAUCGAGUGGAAGAAGAAACUGAGGUUCUUCAAAACGAAAACGAAAUUGAAAGUGAAAUUCAAGUUUGGAUAAUUGAAAAAUAAGAAAUGCAUUUG
Drosophila teissieri is the source of this 7982-nucleotide messenger RNA. RefSeq names its product homeobox protein prospero (gene pros). Gene Ontology annotation, cellular component: nucleus. Bases 1 to 5625 code for a protein of 1874 amino acids. Gene Ontology annotation, molecular function: DNA-binding transcription factor activity, RNA polymerase II-specific; RNA polymerase II cis-regulatory region sequence-specific DNA binding. The record is from RefSeq and is a predicted model, not a curated record. Gene Ontology annotation, biological process: regulation of transcription by RNA polymerase II. The transcript is spliced from 4 exons. Lineage: Eukaryota; Metazoa; Arthropoda; Insecta; Diptera; Drosophilidae.